Messenger RNA from Limulus polyphemus (Atlantic horseshoe crab), 2283 nucleotides. RefSeq names its product FGFR1 oncogene partner 2 homolog. The record is from RefSeq and is a predicted model, not a curated record. NCBI's taxonomy places the organism in Eukaryota, Metazoa, Arthropoda, Merostomata, Xiphosura, Limulidae. The transcript has 4 exons. Bases 127 to 738 code for a protein of 203 amino acids.
CAACUCGGUCUAUAUGUCUUUAGUUUAGGCAUCUUUACUCGUUCAUCGUGUUUUUUUCCUUCAAAUUGAUCGUAUAACUUCAAGUUCAACUUUCAAAUUCAAGGGCAUUAGGUUUCUUGGUAAAUCAUGUCUGUGACAGUACAGCAAAUUCUUGGGGAUGCUAAACGACUUGUUACUCGUCUACGUGAGCAUGAUAAUUCGGCUGAUAGUCUGAUUGGUCAAACUGAGACUUUAAGCAAGCAUAUAGAAUCAAUGAAACAGUACAGUGAUGGGCUAGCAGAUUUAAAUGCUGCUGCUCACCAUCGACCUCGCUCAGCCCUUAUCCUCAAUAUUCAACAAGAGAAUCGGCACAUCCGUGAAUUACAGCAGGAAAACCGAGAAUUGCGUUCAAUGUUGGAAGAACAUCAGUCAGCACUGGAGCUGAUCAUGAAUAAGUACAGAGAACAAGUGGCACGUUUGGCUCAGACCAGCAAAGAUGAAGAAGACUGUAUUAAGCAGAAUAACUGUCAGGAUCUGCAACAGAAAAUUGACAAGAUUUUUGAAAUGGUAGCUGUGAUGAAAAAAGCCAUUGAAAUAGAUGACGGUAAUGUCAACAAGGAGCAUGAAGAACUUGAGCAACUCAUGAAAGAGAAUCACCUCCUCAGAGAGUUACUGGAAAUCAGGAAAUCAGUGUCUUUAAUGAACCGUUGCCUUUUCUCAGAAAACACGUGUGACAUAGAAAUUCAAACAGAGUCUUGAAUGUAAAUUGUUUACAUUUCUUGAGGCAUAACACUGCAAUGAGAAAAUUAAUGAAAUCUUAUAAAGUUUAUUUCAAGGUUAGAGAUUACCCCUUUUUGUGAAAUAUGAAACUCGUAAUUAAAGCUGGACAUGAUGCUUGAAGUCUAGACAAAAUUUAAAACAAAAACUUGACAGUAAAUGUUUGGUCUUCGUAAUAAAAAGUGAAGUUACAAUGAGAACCGAAGAUGAUGCUGUAAUUUCUUUUUGAGAUCCAGUUGUCAGAAAGAUGAUGAAAAUGUUUCAAACUGGGACAUGGGUAUUGUUUACAAGAUACAAUCCAGUUUUCUGUCACACAAGUACAAAAAAGUUUAAUCUGUGAUAAUAUUAUGGUGUGCUUGCGUGUUUUAAAGUUAGUGUAAUAAUUAGUAACCAAACAGUGAUUUACUUUAGGAACUAAUUUUUAAAGCAUAAUUUUUCUUUUUUCUUAGCUAAAGAUUUUUUAUUGUUUUUUUUAUUAGUAAGUAGUGUGUAGAACCAUGACUGAUGGGUAUUUUUUUCAUUGUCCAGAAGUCGUGUGUGUCUCGGAAUGAAUAAAAAGCAUGUAAUUGUAAAUCUUUUUAUACCUUAACAUAGGAAUGGUAAUGUUUUUUUAUAUCAAGUAACUAUGAUUGAUAAACAUUAUUGAACAAAGCUGAAAUUCUGUUCUUAUUAAUUACAAAUGGUUAUUAAAGAAAGCUCCAAAUAUCAGGUAUUUAAAUAAUUUGUACAUUUGUCCAUUGUCUACACGUAUUCAAACACAUUACUAUUAAGUUUAUGCAGCAUUUACAAUUUCUGGUUAGUAUUAAAACUGUAACAUUUAGAGGCUCCAGCAACUGAUGUACGUGUUAUAUAUUGUGAUUUCAUAGAGACUGUAUUUCAUUGUAAGAUUAUUUCACUUGCAAAUUAACGUGUGCAUAAAAAAGAAAAAGAGUUAAACUCUGCAAAGUUUUCUGCACGUAUGUAUGAAAAUAACAGAAGUAUUCAGAUGCAUGUAUAUUAACGUGUGCAUAAAAAAGAAAAAGAGUUAAACUGCGCAAAGUUUUCUGCACGUAUGUAUGAAAAUAACAGAAGUAUUCAGAUGCACGUAUAUUGUGAACGUGUACGUUUGAAUUAAAUAAAUGUUUGAGCAUCUUUUCAGUAUACAAAAUGAUACACUUGGUAAUAGUUGUCAUAGAGUAAUCUAAACAUACCAUCAUUGUAUAUGAAUCAUCAUAGAGGUUCCAUUCAAAAGGAGAAAUAAAACAUUUCUCCUUAAUACUCAGCCCAAUGUUACUAAUUUUAGCAUAUUAGUUUAAGUAUCUAUUUACAUACUGUGUUAAUGUAGCAACAUCUGUCCAUCAAGGUAUUAUUGCAUAAUGAAUUAACAUAUUCAGAAAGUCAUUUGUUUUGGUUAACAAAACAGUCAACAGAUGGCUGUUACAGGUUUUUUGAUAUGUCGCAUUGUUUAUGCUGUUACAUUCUAUGGUAGAGCUGGUUGUCAAUUCAAUUUACUGUACAUAUUUUGGAAAAUAAAAGUAGGAAAUAUAU